ACACACCUUAGCACACAGCAGACGACCUCUCCUAUGACAGGAAAACUCUCCUAUCACCUUUUCCACCACUGAGUACAAACUACACACGGAGGAUAAUGUUACCUUGUUCAAAUGUUGUUGUGGUCUUUUUUCUUGUGCAAGUCCUCUGCAUUACUGCUGACAUAGACAGUGGCUCCUUCCUGAUAUUCAAUGAAAACCACAACAAGUGCAUUAAGGUGGAGACUGCCACCUCAGUAACUGUGGCUCCUUGUGAUCCUCAUGCCAAGCAGCAACAGUUUCGUUGGGCCUCCCAGUCACGCCUCCUCAGUCUGUCCCUCAAGCUCUGUCUGGGGGCCACAGAUCUGAAAGACUGGGUGAAGGUGGUCCUCUUUGAAUGUGAUGAGAGCAGUGAGCUACAGCACUGGCAGUGCAAGAAUGAGACUCUGUUUGGCAUAAAAGACCAGGACCUGCACUUAAACUGGGGCAACCGCGAUGAGAGGAACGUAAUGAUUUACACAGGCUCUAGCAUCUGGAGUCGCUGGAGGAUAUAUGGCACUAUCAGUGAUCUUUGUUCAAAGGGGUAUCAAGAGAUUUUCACAAUAGGCGGCAACACUUUUGGAGGCCCUUGUCAGUUCCCAUUUAAGUUUCAGGGGAACUGGUAUGCUGAAUGCACAAAGGAUGGUCGCGCAGAUGGGCAGCUGUGGUGUGCCACAGAGACAGAUUACGAUAAAGCAAAGAAGUGGGGCUUUUGUCCCACACAAGUUUCCUCAGACUGGGACACUGAUCCGGUCACAGGGGUUCAAUAUCAGAGGAACGUACAGUCAGCGCUGACCUGGCAUCAGUACUUUCACCACUGGUUAUACAACAAAGCAUUUAUCAGAUUUAACUCAUUGUUUAAUCAUCUUAAGGGCUCCAUCAGUUUUGGUUCAUAUUGUUACGACAUUGGAGCUGAAACAAAGACGUUUGAGGAGGCAAAGCGAGCAUGCUCAGAGGCGGGCGCUAACCUGGUGGAUGUCGCCGACAGAUAUGAGAACGCCUUCCUGGUCAGUUUGAUGGGUUUAAGACCAGAGAAGUAUUUCUGGACUGGUUUUUCUAACACAGAAGACAAAACCAUGUUCAAGUGGUCCACCAAUAGAAAGGUCACAUUCACUCAUUUCAAUGUGGGCAUGCCAGACAGAAAACAAGGAUGCGUUGCCAUGACAACUGGGAUUUUUGCUGGAUUAUGGGAUGUCAUCAGCUGUAGCAACAAGGAAAAGUAUAUCUGCAAGAAACUAGCAGAAGGUGCAGCCACAACGACAGCCCCACCCACCACCCUGGCUCUGAGCUGUGCAUCUGGGUGGACCCCAGCUGCCCAGAGGAACAUCUGCUACAAACUUUACAAGAAAAAUGCAGACCUUAAGAAGACUUGGCUUGAAGCACAAACCUUCUGCAGGACCAUCGGUGGGGACCUGAUGAGCAUACACAGUAUGCAGGACCUAAACAAUCCUCCGUUAUAUUCUUCUGAUUCAGCUUGGAUUGGCUUUUCCCUGGGUACAAAUCAAGGUUUUGUCUGGAGUGAUGGAUCACCUAGUGAUUUUGAGAACUGGGGCUUUGGGGAGCCAAAUAACUACAAUGACAAUGAACACUGUACAGAAGUUAACUUUAACUACCGACGGCGCUGGAACGACCGGCACUGCGAUGCCUACAAUAACUGGAUCUGCCAGAUAAGCAAAGGUGUGACUCCCAAACCUGAACCUGCAAUAACAGUAUACAACACCACAGAAGACGGCUGGCUCAUAUACAAUGACUCGCAUUAUUUCAUCAACGCUCAGGACCUACCUAUGGAAGCUGCCAGGGCCUACUGCAAAAAAAACUUUGCAGAACUUGUAGUCAUCACAGGGGACAGUGAGCGAAGAUUCCUCCGGAAACUGAUGGUGAAGGGUACAGAAAGUCAGUACUACAUUGGCAUGGUGGUGAAUUUGGAUAAGUCAUUUAGCUGGUUGGAUGGCAGCCCAGUAACUUACACUGCAUGGGAACAAAAUGAACCCAACUUUGCUAACAAUGAUGAAAAUUGUGUGACUAUAUACAAGAACAUGGGAUACUGGAAUGAUAUUAAUUGUGGUAUUGAGCUUCCCUCUAUUUGCAAAAGAAGCAGUAAUUUUAUCAAUACAACAAUGGCCCCUACCACUGUUCCUAAAGGAGGAUGUGCACCAGAGUGGCUGUCUUUCCAAGGAAAGUGCUACAAAAUUGUUGUGGGGCAUGAGAAUAAGAACUGGCAGGAUGCUAGAACUUACUGCAUAAACCAGGGAGGAAAUCUGGUUUCUAUUGCCAGCGAGACAGAGCAAGCAUUCCUAACACAGAUGUUGGGAUACAGUGAGGAUCUUUGGAUCGGCAUGAAUGACGUCAACUGGGAGAUGCACUUUGUGUGGACAGAUGGCAAAGGAAUUUCUUACACCAACUGGGCUAAAGGACACCCAGUAUCAGUGCCUGAUAGACAUUCAUUUGCUGAUGAGACAUAUGACUGUGUGAUCAUGGUGGGCAGCGUCUCCAAACUCACAGGAUUAUGGAAAGUGGAAGACUGUCAGUCAAAGAAAGGCUUCAUCUGUAAAAGAAACGUGGAUUCUCAGAUUGUAGUCGCACCCACCACUGUGUUACCAAAGGCUUUUUACAAACUUGGCAAUGACUCCUACAAACUGGUGGCCCAGAAGAUGAGAUGGGAUGAGGCAAGGAGGCAGUGCAAAGCAGAUGAUGCAGAUCUGGCCAGUAUCCUGAACCCCAUCACCCAGGCAUACAUCACCUUACGGAUUUCCAAGCACAAUGAGCCUGUAUGGAUUGGGCUCAACAGCAAUGUGACUGGUGGCCGGUUCAAGUGGGUUGAUAACUGGCUUCUGUCGUACACCAAAUGGGGUAGAGAUGAGCCUAAAAACAACUAUGGCUGUGUGUAUAUCGACGUAGACAGGACGUGGAAGACUGCACCAUGUACUAAUAACUACUAUUCCCUUUGCAAGAGGUCUCCAGAUGAGGUGCCCACUGAGCCCCCACAGCUUCCUGGCAACUGUCCAGAGCCAAAGAAACUAAUAACCUGGAUACCUUUCAGAGGCCAUUGUUAUGCCUUCCUCAGUUCAAAGGUGGACAACUGGGCCCAUGCCUCAGUUGAAUGCCUGAAAAUGAGUGCUUCCCUGGUGAGUAUUCAGGACCCUGAGGAGGGUAAGUUCAUACAACAGAAUCUGGAGAUUCUGCAGGACGAAGCCAAGUCCUUCUGGAUCGGCCUUUACAAGACACAUGAAGACAUAUGA
Messenger RNA from Monopterus albus (swamp eel), 3254 nucleotides. RefSeq names its product mannose receptor, C type 1a (gene mrc1a). The record is from RefSeq and is a predicted model, not a curated record. NCBI's taxonomy places the organism in Eukaryota, Metazoa, Chordata, Actinopteri, Synbranchiformes, Synbranchidae. The transcript has 23 exons. Bases 96 to 3254 code for a protein of 1052 amino acids.